AUGGUGAAAGGUUGGCUAAAGAGUGCAAUGGACAAGGACAUGAGAAACAGUGUAAGAUACGCCAAUACAGCCAGAGAUAUUUGGGAGGACCUGGAAGAAAGGUUUGAGAAGGGAAGUGCACCAAGAGCCUUUGAGAUUAGGCGAGCAGUGGUACUCCUACGACAAGAAAAGGUUUAUGUUUCGUCUUACUACACAAAAUUGAAAAGCCUUUGGGACGAGACGAUGGCAAUCUCUCCACUACCAAGAUGUGUUUGCAAUGGAUGCACAUGCAAUAUAUCAAAGCAGUUGGCCGAUAUGAAGGAGAAUGAGCAGUUAUAUGAUUUUUUGAUGGGAUUGGAUGAAGAAUUUAAUGUAGUGAAGUCACAGAUUCUCAGUUCAAAACCAACGCCAAGCCUUAGUAGAGCGUAUCAUAUGGUUUCUGAAGACGAGUAG
Messenger RNA from Ipomoea nil (Japanese morning glory), 432 nucleotides. RefSeq lists its product as uncharacterized. The record is from RefSeq and is a predicted model, not a curated record. NCBI's taxonomy places the organism in Eukaryota, Viridiplantae, Streptophyta, Magnoliopsida, Solanales, Convolvulaceae. The transcript has a single exon. The coding region runs from base 1 to 432 and encodes 143 amino acids.